AGGUGGAGAGAGCACUGUUCAUGCACUACCCCCACUCACAAUUCCGUCCGGCCCGAGACUAGAACUCACAACCCUUUGAUUGGGAGUCCAACCCUCUAACCAUUAGGCCACGACUUCCCGUCUAUGGUCGCCAUUUGAUUUUUUGAUGCGGAAGCAUUUCAUAGACUCUGCGUGUUUUUCUAUUGAAAAGUGGUGAAAAUGAAGGUUGUUUUCAUUUUUAUUUUUGUGUGUUCAUUUUUACUCGACCAAGGUGUGUCUGAUGCUGGUUCAGAUCGAGUGCAAAUACUGGUGAAGGAGGGAGAUCCAGUCACUCUACACACUGGUGUUGAAGUUAACCAACAAGACAGAGCGACAUGGUAUUUUAAUGAUGUUCGCAUUGCUUACAUCGAUGGAGAUAUGAAGAUCUGUACAGAUGAUGAGUGUCCUGAGGGAUUCAGAGACAGACUGAAGCUGGAUCAUCAGACUGGAUCUCUGACCAUCAUGAACAUCAGAAACACAGACUCUGGAGAAUAUAAACUACUGAUCAGCAGCAGCAACAGUGAAAAGAUCUUCAACAUUACUGUCACUGGUGUGUCUGAUGUUGGUUCAGAUCGAGUGCAAAUACUGGUGAAGGAGGGAGAUCCAGUCACUCUACACACUGGUGUUGAAGUUAACCAACAAGACAGAGCGACAUGGUAUUUUAAUGAUGUUCGCAUUGCUUACAGCAAUGGAGUUCCAAAGAUCUGUACAGAUGAUGAGUGUCCUGAGGGAUUCAGAGACAGACUGAAGCUGGAUCAUCAGACUGGAUCUCUGACCAUCAUGAACAUCAGAAACACAGACUCUGGAGAAUAUAAACUACUGAUCAGCAGCAGCAACAGUGAAAAGAUCUUCAACAUUACUGUCACUGCUGUUCCAGAUCCAGGUCUGUCUUCAGGUGUUGUAACAGGAUUUGUUGUUGGUGUUCUGCUGCUGGCUGUUGUUGUUGUUGUUGGUGUGAUGAUCUUUCGCAAGAGGAGCUCCAGAGAUGACAUGAAGAAAAUCAAACAAGUGCCAGAACUAGAGUCUAAUGAUGAGACACGGAGUGAAAAAAGUCUUGUGACCUGAGAGGAUCACAACAGCUUGGGCAAAAAACAAGCUCCUUGUAUGCGUAAAAAAGCAAAAUAAGUUUGAACUGAAACAUAACUAAUAUUAACUUUGUGAUGCUCACAGUCAUAUAAUCUUUCUUGUUCAUUUCUAAUUUUAUCAUUUGUGAUGUGAUCUAGAAAAACCCAACACAUAGUGAAUUUUUAACAAAAGUUAUGGCCGUCUGAAAUUGGCUGAUUAUGAUUUUCCGGAAUGUAAUUUUGGGUUUCUACUUAACGAUCGUUUUCAGUUUUCUGUUGUUUAUCAUGAUGAACAUAGUCUCUGAACUUCUGAUCAGCCCUUGUAUGUUUGGAUAGUAAGUAAGUAAGCUUUAUUUCUAUAGCACUUUUCACAGACAAAAAAGUCACAAAGUGCUUCACAAAAUUAAUUAAAAUAUACACUUAACAGAUAUACUCAUGCACAUAACAUACAGAUAUACACAAAUACACAAAAACAUACAAAAUCAUAUUGCUAAUUAAAUGCUUGUCUAAAAAGAUGCGUCUUAAAGCUGCUGUAGGGAACUUUUGUAAAAAAAUAUUUUUUACAUAUUUAUUAAACCUGUCAUUAUGUCCUGACAGUAGAAUAUGAGACAGAUAAUCUGUGAAAAAAAUCAAGCUCCUCUGGCUCCUCCCAGUGGUCCUAUUGCCAUUUGCAGUUACUGACCGCUCCCGGUAAGAAACAACCAAUCAGAGCUGCGGUCCGUAACUUUGUUUGUGUUCAAAAUGUAGAAAAAUGUAUAUAAUAAGUGAGUACACCAUGAAUCCAUUUUCCAAACCGUGUUUUUAGCUUGUCCUGAAUCACUAGGGUGCACCUAUAAUAAGUGUUUAUAUCCGGACUAUUUUAGAUUGCUUCAGGGAUACCGCGGCAGAGUAACCCAGUGCCUUUGUGAUUCUUCAUAGACAUAAACAGAGAGAAGUAGUUCUGGCUACGAUGUUCUUCCGCAAGACGCAAGCAGUUCUGUUUAUUAACCGCUAGAGCGUCAAACGUUACCUACCGCAGCUUUAAGGCAUUUUUUAAAAGCUUCCACUGAAUCCAAAGCUCUCAAGGCUAAUGGAAGGGAGUUCCAGAGCCUUGGAGCCACCACACAGAAGGCUCGGUCACCUCUUGUUUUAAAACCUCUGCAGCGUGUUCUUAAAACGUGAUAGCACCUCUGCAGCGUUUUUUUUUAACAUGAGAGAAACACAAGUCUUGUCAGCUUGCUGCAAUAAAUAGUUAUUUUUCUGAACUAAACGAGUGCAUUUUGACAAUAUAUUUUCAGAGAUUAUAGACAAGAUGUUAUAGAAUAAUUAUUGAAUGAAACCCUAAUUUUCACACACACACACACACACACAAAAAAAAAAAAAAAAAAAAAAAAAAAUAUAUAUAUAUAUAUAUAUAUAUAUAUAUAUAUAUAUAUAUAUAUAUAUAUAUAUAUAUUUGCGUGACAUCAGAUGGGUUUUCCCAGAUCACUUCACAUUUUAAAAAUUUGUCUGCAGUUUGUUAUAGUUCAUGUAAUAAGUACUUUUUAGUUUAUAUUUGUGUAUUACUUUUAAACAAUAAAUGAAUGUGAAAUCCCAAAUAAAUGUCUUGUCUAAAUUUAUACAGCAGAUGCUUUGUGAUUAUUAAAAUGAUGAAAAUAGCUAAAAAGCUCAUUUAUCAGAAACAAAGAAUCAGUUGAGCUCGCUGAUGAAGAUGAAUCAAUGUUUGUAGCAUCAAAACAAGGACAAAAAAACACCGUUCAUAGCUUUUACUUUGACAGAAGUUGACAAAAAGAAAAGAGCUGUAAUAACUUUAAAAGCAGUUGCUGUUGUGGAUUCUGGAAGUUCAAAUCUUCAUUUCUAGAUAAGAAAAGGACUUUUGAUGAUUCUGUAUGUAAACUUGUACAUGUGAAGAUAAGUUUGUGUGUUGUUGUCCUCCUCAGACUAAAGUGUGUACUGCUCUGAUUUAUAUCAGAGAAAUUACUAUCCUAUAUAUUAAAUAUUAAAUCCUUAUAGAAAAAAAAAAAUGAAUAGGAAAAAUACUUCCAGAACUAAGGCUACUGAAACUGUCGCUUUAUUGCACUUAUAUUGUCUCAUAAUAAAUUUUACACUUGGUUUUAAAUAAACUGUUUAA
Molecule: messenger RNA, 3192 nt
Organism: Carassius gibelio (silver crucian carp)
Lineage: Eukaryota; Metazoa; Chordata; Actinopteri; Cypriniformes; Cyprinidae
Exons: 6
Coding region: 199-1083 (294 amino acids)
Source: RefSeq, a predicted model, not a curated record